This is a messenger RNA of Ectocarpus sp. CCAP 1310/34, 2371 nucleotides long. NCBI's taxonomy places the organism in Eukaryota, Phaeophyceae, Ectocarpales, Ectocarpaceae. The record is from the annotation of a GenBank genome assembly.
UGCACUGCUGCUGUCUGGUCCGGUCGCUCUGUUUUGUCUACAUAUCUGUUAUCCGUCCAUCUGCUUCCUCUCCCCUACCCUGGUUCCAUCUGAGAGAUCCGUGAAUUGUUCGGGGGUGCCUUGGGUCUUGAUUCUAACGUAGUCUGAAUGGUCGAUGGCGGACGACAUUCGACAACACCAGCGGCAACGACGCUGAUCGGAGGAUGCGCUACCGCUUGUGUACUUGUCUGCUGUGCUGUGGUGGCCGGUGCCAGUCGAAGGAGACGCCUGGCAGAACUAGAGAAGGAAAUUCAGCGCCAGGUGGAGCUAAGGAAUGCGGAGCACGCUGGGAGGAUGAAGGCAGAGAAGGAGCUCAGGGCAUUUUUUACCAGCCGAAUGGUGGCGGACGGCGGGCUGCUUUUCGCACCGAUUGCAACGGUGCACUCUUGUUUCACGGAGUGUGUUGGGACUCCUCGACAGGGCCAGUUCGCCCCGUCUACCCGUGCCUCGCUAGUGUUCGACAAAGGGUCGGUGUCGCCCGUGUCGCUGGACGGGGUGGAGGAAUUCAGCCACGUGUGGGUCUUCUGGGCGUUUCAUCUUAACACAAACCAGAAGGACGCGCGGGCGCACGCCGGCAUGCGCCCGGACAGCCGCGGCCACACUUUUCCGGCGAAGGUCUCGCCGCCGUUUUUAAAGCGGCGUGUUGGAGUGUUUUCGACGAGAACCCCGCACCGACCAAACCCCCUCGGCGUGAGCCUCUGCAAGGUGGAGGAGGUAAACGCCGCCGAACGAUCCAUCAAACUCUCCGGGGUGGACCUUGUGGACGGCACGCCUGUCUUCGACAUCAAGCCUUACGUGCCGGACUACGACCGUCCUCGCGCGAGAGACGGCCCUGUCUCGGGGGGGACAGGGGACGUGGACGAUGGAGUACGCGUGGCGGCUUGGGUGGAGGCAUCGGUAAAGCACCGGCGAACGGUGGAAUGGGCGCCCGAUGCGGAGGUCCAAUUGGAGGAGGCGUGCAGCGACAGACGAAGGAAAGGAGACGGGCCGCGAAUGCGGUUUUUCAGCGGAGACCGCGAGGGGGCCAAGAUGGCCAUCACUGAGAGCCUAUCCGUAGACGUGCGAAGCAUCCGAAAGACCCGGGAGGCUGUGGCGGCGCCGUCUUGCGUCCUCCUGUUCGACGGCCUCCGCGUGGAGUUUGCCACCACCGUUUCACUCUCCAUCGCCCCGGCGGCCUCGUCAUCGCCGUCGUCAUCACUAUCUGGGGGCUCCGCGGCUGCUGCGACGUCUGCAGUGGGAGGUCUCGAGGGGGACCCGUGUGUCUCGCCGAGGGGCGACGAUCGGGGGGUCACUGACGGAGGAAGAAACUCUUCUCCCCCGCCGGUUUCGGUGGAGACAAUCCGCGUGUUAUCGGUGGAGGUGGAUGGAAGUCGCUGCUAAACAGUAACAGCAGUUUUACUGCUGUGCUGGUUGAAGAGGUAAGAGGGGGCCGAGUGCUGCAAUAUCCUUUGCAGGCCUACAAUAUCCUUUGUAGGCGCGUUUACGGACGGUAACGUGCGAGGUGUAGAUGGAGGACGGCGGCUGCACAGCUGGGCGGGUGGAAGAGAAAAUAGAGGCCCUGGUGUUACAGCAUCCUUUGUAGGCGCUUUUACGGACGGUAACGUGCAACAAAGAGUAGGGAGGUGCUCAAACGCGAGUGUUGAGAGCUUAAUGCUCCCAGAAUGUGAACUCAAGAGUCUAUGGGACAGCAGCCAAGGACUUGACCGACAACGUCAUUGUAGACGGUUCUACGGACGGUAACGUGCGAUAAAGGGUAAGGGCCUACCCCGCCGCGAGCGUUGCGAGAGUAACGCUCCCAGUAUGUGUAGACUCAAGAGUUUGCAGGAAGGCAACCAAGGACUUGACAGACACCGUCUGUGGAGGCGCUUUUACGGGCGGUAACGGAAUGAACAAGGAGCUGCCGAAUCGCGAGCGUUGAGAAAGUAACGCGUCCAGCAUCUGUGGACUCAGAGUUCAUGGGAAGGCGAAGGAUGACGGCCAACGACUCGACCAAUUUCGUCGUAUGUAGGUGCUUGGUACCAUAAGAUGUAAGGACGGGGCGCUACUCGCCCAGAAUAGUGAUCAUUGCUUCAUACGGUAUUCGGAGAGGGUGGUUGGAUUUGUGUGAACGUUAAAAGUCUUGUAGGGCGUGCCCUUUCGGAAGUUUGUGCGCUUGAAGCACUGAAGGAUCGCCCACGUAAUUUCGCAGUAGUCAGCGGGAACGACUUUUUUUUAUCUAUUGGUCUCAACCGGGCUUCGGGGACGCAUUUGUUAACAUGUGCCGGGGGGCAGCCCCCGGUCUCGUCUGAAGCCCACUCCCUUUGAGAGUUGCUGUCUUCACACUAAACAUCGU